This is a messenger RNA of Haliotis rubra (blacklip abalone), 7237 nucleotides long. Its product is annotated as GTPase-activating Rap/Ran-GAP domain-like protein 3. Gene Ontology annotation, biological process: regulation of small GTPase mediated signal transduction; activation of GTPase activity. Lineage: Eukaryota; Metazoa; Mollusca; Gastropoda; Lepetellida; Haliotidae. Gene Ontology annotation, cellular component: cytoplasm. The record is from RefSeq and is a predicted model, not a curated record. Gene Ontology annotation, molecular function: GTPase activator activity.
CUCCGAUAGUAAAGUCGUCAUUCUUGCCGCCUGUGUUCGGAGCUGGUCGAAAUCAUUGAAGGACAUUUGGAGUGCCUGACCUUGUGAUCACACUAAUUAUCUGGGAUUUUAUAACAGUAGCCCCUGGUACAAACUACACUGCGGUCCGCGAAAUCGAAGAUUUCAUUUGUGGAAUGGGAGUUAGCAUGUAAUCAUUACUUGAUUGAAGGAUACUGUGGCGUAUGCCAGUGUUUUGAAGCAGACUAUCAGAGGCAUUGAGCAGACAAAUACAACACAACUGGCCUCUCCAGAAAUCCCUUGUUGACGCGCCUAAUCGCUCGGACCAAAAGCGUCAGUUCUGUGGAAGAUCUGUUAAGUCAACGCUAUUCAGAUGGCUGUUGCUCAAACCACUCGCGUAUUUACAUACAUUGAUCUUCCGUGCAGUCCGUACACCCAGGGUUAUAUGUGAUGUUUCCUGGCGAAUGUUUUGGAGUGAGUUGCCAGAGCUCAGAGGAAUCCAGGUGAAUGGACAGUUGACCGAUAAUGCCUCAUCAUCUGUGAAGAGUGUCUGAAACCAUAUUAUUGUGGAAGCGUGCUGAGAUACCCUCAUGGUUUUCCUAUCCAGUGUUUGUAUAUGGGAUUGAGAAAGUAACUUGUUAUCAUUGACACUGCAGCUAUUCCAAGGCUGGUGGAUACGUCGUGCAUUGACGUCACACACAGAUAUCAAAACAUGGUGUCGUCAAUACAUAACUGUAUACCAGCGUUCUCCACACCAUAGACUCUGGAUACGGGGACACACUCUGUAUACAAAUGCCUCACCAGUCUGAUUACCUUACAGAGGUCAGAUGUUAAGAAUUUAUUCGUGCAACCCAUGUCUGGGAAAACUGACCAAUGCGAGUAUUCGUGAAUUGUGUACACCUACGCAUGAUUUCCACCUGUCUUAGCUGAGUAUUCAUAUUUCAUUUUCUACUCCAGUGUUGAGAAUUUCUGAUUUGUUCAGAUCCAAGAAGAAAGGUGGUUCCAUAUGAGGGUGAUGUACAGUGAAUACUUACCUCCUCUUCCGAAGUGCCAUAUGUAGAACGGUGGCAAACGGUGAGCGCUGCUACUACUGCCGUUACACAUUUAUUGUUCUUGCUUGAGGAACGCUUCUCAAUCCCCAGCAUUGAUCGGCGUUCAGAACUGACUAUUAAACUGACUAAGAUAUACUUCAAGUUGUAAAGGACUGAAAUUGAAGUCACAGGUUACACACUCUCACAACAGCAAGUUGCACAAUCGCCGGAGAACCGUUUCCUUCCUUGAACUGUAUUUAUUAAAUCUCCCGUACAGCCAGUAUGUUUCGACGGUCUUACAGCCCAAGUGGAAGAUCAAUUAUGGAGACGGAAUUCGAUACGGAGGAUACUGAAACAAACGUUGAAAGUGUAAAGGCCAAUCUUGGCGUUCUCCGACGCGCGUUUUCAUCCAUAAGAAAGAAGAAGAAAAAACAAACUGAUGUUGCUACCGGGUCGUUGAGAAUAAGCGUCCACCAACCCGACACCCCUCCCAGAUCGGGCGUGUCAAGAGAGUCAGCCUAUUUCUGCAGUUCCCCUGCCUCAGAUCUUGCUGCCCGACGAGGUGUCUUCAGUCGGCGCCAUUACGGUUCUGUGGAAUUGCUCACAUCUGUUGAUUCUGAUGGCUCUACACAAAAUGCCGGUCGGUUUCGUGUGGAAUCCGGGGAACGAGAUGUCGAGGACACGCACCAUCUAGGGCUAUCGAGCCCUCUCAACAGCCCAAUUCAUCUAGAAAACCCCGAAUACCAGACAAGAUGGUACUUCAAGUACUUCUUAGGGAAAUUACAUCAGAACUACGUCGGCGUGGAUUUGGAGAAGGAGCUGUUCCUGUUGUCCGUCAUCGUCACCGACGCCAACAACCACAACGUCCCGCAGUACAGAGCCAUAUUGUGGAGGAAAACUGGUGCUAAGAAACUCGCAUUGCCUUAUAACCCAGGGAAGCCACAAACAGUCAAAGGAAUUUUGAGUCACUUCGACUUACACAAAUGAAAAGGACCAAAGGAAAUAUUUGAUCCAAACAUUCAGAAGGAGCUUUUAGUACUCGAAGAACAAGAGGGAUCCGUUAACUUCAAGAUCGGAGUGUUGUAUGUGCGUGAGGGGCAGACUACUGACGAUGAAUUCUACAGUAAUGAGGAAGGGAGUGACUCCUUUGAAAAUUUUAUAAGUCUUCUUGGUGACAGAAUAUCCUUGAAAGGAUGGGAGAAAUUCAAGGCGGGUUUAGACGUGAAAUCCGAUACAACCGGUGAAGAAAGUGUUUAUACAAUAUAUGAAGGGCAUGAAAUCAUGUUUCAUAUAUCUACAAUGCUGCCUUAUUCCAAAGACAACAAACAACAGGUGGAACGGAAACGCCAUGUAGGAAAUGAUAUUGUAAAUAUCGUGUUUAUAGACGGAGAUGUGGAUAAAGUUCCCAGUUUUAAGCCUUCCAUGAUGAAAACAAGAUUCACACAUAUCUUUGCUGUUGUGAUGUACAAUAAAGACAACGAUAGUUACAGACUAACGGUAUUUUCGGAGGAAUCCGUUCCUCUGUUCGGUCCUCCCCUUCCUUCUCCCCCUGUCUUCUACAACCACCAGGAGUUCAGAGAUUUCCUCCUCGUGAAAUUGAUAAACGGAGAAAAGGCUGCCGUGAAUAACCCACUGUUUGCUCAAAAGAGGGAGAGGACGCUGGAGAUGCUGAUACGGAACCUGUACCAGGAUUACAUGUCCGAGUCAAACAAGAACAAUAUGCUGUAUCGACGGGCGUUCAGUGACGUCAUUCAGGACGUCCACGGCUCGCGCCGGAAGGAGGACGCACGCAGAGCUGAAUUCGUGCUUGUUGGUCAAGGUCUGAAAGUGAAAACAAUCGAGAAAGGUGAUGCUCCCACGAGCCUCAUCACUUCCGGUUUGUCCAGUCUACUACGGCGAGAGCCCUGGGACCCCCAAAAGUGUUACAGCGAGUUUGCUCAUCACAUCGUCUGUGGGGAUUCGUGGGGUGACAAGUUGAUCAUCUCCACGGAAUCCGGAAUCAUGGUGCUCGAGGAGGGGCUUCAACCACGCACCAUCUUUGAGAAGACCGUGUCAGUCCGGCAACUGAGUGUUGUAGAGGCUCAUGGGCUUCUCAUCAUGAGGACUGAAAAAGGCAAAGACGGAAAAAUCAACGUUUUUCGUCUGACGGAUUUUGAGGGUGAACAGAACGAAUCCAUCACGCGCACGAAGUCUGAAUGUCGUGAACACAAACUGGAGAGAACAAAAGGGUGCCAUCUUUACUCGCUCAGCAAGCCCGGGGGUAGUCAUCUCCGAAUGGUGGUUGCAGUUGCCAAGCGACUGUUAGUAUUUCACUGGAAGCACUCUGCUGCCUGGUCCGCCUGGUGUCCUUCCGUCGACCUUGACACUAUAGAUGGUUUCACCUUCAUCAGGGAAUUACAAGCCUUUGAAGUUUCCAGCAUGAUAACGCUGAUUGACGGCAUGAAGGGAGAUAACCACAUCUGUAUCGGAUACAAGAACCAGUAUGAUCUGAUCAAUGAGAAGAAUGGAGACACCUUGCAGCUGUAUCACGUGGAAUCCAACAAGGUGAAUUUAGUUGCGGCGAUUGACAUCUACGAGGAUGAUGAAGCUGAACUCAUCUUAUGUUACAACCAUGUCAGCCACUUCCAGAAACUGAAGGAAGAACAGUGUCAUGAUUUCGACUUCCACUGGAAUUCAGAGCCCCUCUCUAUAGUUUGUGCCUUUCCGUAUAUAAUGGCCUUCACUCCCGACACUAUUGAAAUUCGCCUCAUCAUCAACGGAAAUCUCGUUCAUACCAUGACCAUGCCGGACCUCACGCUCAUUACAUCAAAGUGUGAUAUCUACUUUGCCUCCUCGGCGGCUAUGACGAAUACACCGACUGAGAAGUGUAGAGAGAAGGAGAAUUCCUUCUCCCCUCCUCCUUCUCCUUCCUCGAAAACCGGCCCUGCGAUGAACAUCUAUAAAAUCCCGCUGACCUGUCUGGCUGGACAGAUGACCACUGACCGGGUAGUGACCGCCACGACAACACCUCAACAAUCCACACUACUGGCCCCCAUCGUCAGCAAUGGGGAACGUUCUCCUGGCAUACCCAAACGAAGUCCGCUUAUACGAACGAAACGACAGCAUUCAAGUCUACCGUCGGAGAAAGAGAAGGACCGCCAUGACUCGUCCAGCUCAGACUCGGGGAUCACCAUCUUGCGGGCUAGUGAGUUUAGUCCACCUUCAAGUCCCUUUGCCUGUGCCCACACUUCCGUGGACUACUCCGAGCCUGAAACGGACCUGCUGUGAGAGGACAUUGACAUCGUGUCAUGUAUAUAGACAUGGGAGUGCCCGACAGCUGGCGAUACCAAGGACGGACAUGUACAACACAAGCUGGAAAUGUACACGGUGUCAAAUGAAAUGUACAGCGCAGUGUCAGAAACGUAUGUCUGUGUCAGUUUGCAUGUGAAAGCAUGUACAUGACAUGCGCGUGUCUGUGAAAGAGGGUGAUACAUGAAUGAAAUGCUGUUUGAGGAUUUAUUAACAAGGGAAACGGUUCAUUCUCAUCUUCAUGUAACAUGCUGAAAUAACACGUUGUGAUUCUUGGUUCAGAACUGUAAUGUUCCUACUCGGAUACAGAUUAAACAAAUUCGUUAAGCCAAAGCAAUGCAAAGAUGUGAAACAUGGCAGUUGAACGUCUCCGGAGAACGUGUCGAUUUGAAGGGCAUGAGAUGUUCUUUUCUGGAGCAAGACAAUGAUUUGCAGGGCAUGAGAUGUGCCUCUCUGGAGCAAGGCAAUGAUUUGAAGGACCGAGAUGUGUCUUUAUGGCACACUCCAAUGAUUUGAUAAGGUAUGAAAUGUGCUUCUCUUGAGCACGUUAUAGAUUUGAAGGGCAUGAGAUGUAUUUCUCUGGAUCAAGAGAGUGAUUUGAAGGGAGUGACGAAUACUUCUGUGGAGCACGACAAUGAUUCUCUUGAGGAAGUUUAUGUUUUGAAAAGACACGAGAUGAGCAAGUUAUUGAUUUGAAGGGUAUGAGAUCUGCUUCUUUGGAGCAAAAUGCUUAUCUUAACAGCACGAGGUACGCUUCUCUGAGUUAAAGCACACAUGAGAAUGAUACAUGAGUGAUCUCUGGUCAUCUAAGAUGAGGCACUGAUAAGGAAUGAUGUCUCUGAGACAUGGCAACAAGUUACCCAGGAGAACGGCAAACACCAACAUGACAUUUGAUCUUUCCUUACUUACAGAUACAGAAAGUCUUCUUGUGCGUGAUGUACAUGAACGAAUUGUUGGUGAUGUGAUUGCCUGUUGUAUGGACGUGAAAUCUGCUACCAUCUUCCACAACUCGAGAUAACUCUUUGACGAUCACCUGGACCAAAGGUGCAUAAAUUCACACAAUGGAAAUCCGAUUCCUUAACUCCUGGAAAGCACACCCCGUAUAUCGGAAUACAUGUAACAAUGUGUUACUUCAUACCUACAUUCGUUAAUCCGUGAAUGUGCUCAUUUGGACGAUCUCAGAAGGAAAGAUAUCGUCAGGGUUCGUUGUGAUUUGUGGUGAAGGAUAUAUGGAUAUUUCUCUGCUGAGACCAUUAGUUCUCAUGUACCAUCAUGCCAUCAAACCAAAUAGUGGCUACGAAGAAGACAUUUGACUUGAUGGAUAACUGCCGUUUCUGCAAUGGGUUGAAAUAAGCAAGUGUCUACGAUUUUGUGUGAUGGAAAGACUGACGAACUCCUACAAAAACAAUGUGCAUCUUGAAUAACAUUCCACGAGUUAUCAUCACAGAAAAACAAAACUUCUGACAGCAAUGAAACUAUCAGUCUCCAUUCAUAAUGAUAAUUAUCUGAGGAAGCCUGGAGCGUUACACCAGUAUUUCUUUUAUUCCAGUUACAUUAUAUAUUUUGACCAAUGUACAAAUGGCUGUAUUUUGAAAUUAACCGUUCCCAGGUGGCAUUGAUAUUUCAAAUGUUAGUUACUGAAUACCUAACUUAUGUUGAUAGAUAGCCUUUGGUGAUGGUAUAUAUUACAGGCUGGUAAUGAAUCACUGUUACAUCAUUUAUAUAUCUUAGUGCUAUGGUUACUACUGCAACUACUACUCCUUCUACUGCUGCUGCUAAUACUUCUACUGCCAUAACCACCACCACCACUACUACUACUACUACUACUACUACUACUACUACUACUACUACUACUACUACAAAUACUACUACCAUCUCAUACACUUCUGUAUAUCAUUUUUUAAAUUUUUUUAUUCAACAGUCAUUAUUGUAAACCAAACACAGAGAAGUCAAACACUGUUUCCUGGCCGCAUGGUUACCCUUUUAGGAGAGUCUGCUGAAUAACCUGUUUACAACGUGUGGUUAUUUAGCGCUCCUGGACUUAUUGGUGUCAGUGAGAUCAUAAGGCAUACAUCACAGUGCAAUAUAUGUCAUGAACCAUAGCUUAGCUUCCGUUACGCCAGUGUUGUAAUGCGAGUAUUGUCUCGCUGAAAUCUAUAUAUUAAAUCACUGAAAUCUACAUUUCGAUGAGUGAAAUCUACAUCUUACUCACUGAAAUCUACACUUUACGCCCCGAGAUCUAUAUUUUCAUUUUCGACAUAAAUGUUCACUUCCUGGAUAUACGGUCUGACCCUUGGGCCAACGAAUGUCACGCCCUACCCGUAAUACACACACAUGCACACGCUGACGCGUACACACACACAAGAAAGGAUCACAUGGCCAAAAUUGAAUAAGAAUGCAUAUAUCUGUGUAUUAUAUGAACUCGUAUGUCUAACCUAACGCGGCCCUGCUUCUAGUCUAUCAGUACAAUCUGUUGGCCGACCAGAGGCUAAUACCUACCCGUUCAUUGACAAAUUUAUCUGUGAAUGUUUACUUACUGAUGUGACAGACUCACAUGUUCACCUUUGACAUUUCUCACUAAAAUUACCAACAAUUGUCAUCUACUGUAUUAUAUCGUCAUGAUGUCAUUAUAAAUACCUUGAACGAAUACCUAGAAUACAGCUUCAUUUUUGUGAAAUUUUAAAGGAAGUGGCGCUAAAAAAAAGCUGUCCAAUCUUUAAAUUCAUUUGCCAGAGAAUUUUUUUGUGAAGGGAAAUUGAGAUUUGACGUCAUGUCCCGAAAAAACCUGCAGCCAGCGGGACCAGAGUAUAUGUCAUACUGGAGUGGAGGUGUGUUGUAAGUCGUACAUCAAUUAGGUGUUUGAUAUACUGCUGAUCUAUUCUCAUUUAGGCCAUUAGGUUGAAUAAAUCAUAGUUAAUCGC